AUUGGGAAUACUACAACCAUGGGCUUCCCUCUAUGCCUAUGUCUUCUCUCUUUGAUUUUCACAACUGCUUGUGGUUCAGGUUUUAGUGACGACACAGCGCUUCAUGAAAACUCUUAUGAGGAAAAGUGGAUGGCAUCUAUACCUGAUGACCAACUCCUUUCAGCUGUUACUAUUCCCGGAACUCAUGAGAGCCUAACUCUGUAUGGUGGACCUCUUAUACAGUGUCAGGCUUGGACCUUGGAGAACCAGCUGAAAGCAGGAUUGCGGUACUUUGAUUUACGUAUAGAGGCCAGUAUUUUCCACAACACCCUUGAUGUCAUGGAUGGGCAUAUAAAACAUACCAAGUUCCAUGACGUGCUAAACAUUCUAUGGGAGUUCUUGGGCAAACAUGACAGUGAGACUGUACUUUUGAGAGUGACACUGCAAGGGAUGAGUAUCUGGAAUGCUAGAGAAUCUAUCAAGGAUUUGAUUAAGAAAUCCAAAGAUAAUGUAUGGACAAAGACGUUGGUCCCCCACAUGCGAGACGCGAGAAGGAAGAUCGUCUUUGUGCAGAGUACCAAUUUCAAUGUCGGAACCCUUAACCAUAACACUUUCGUCACUUACGAUGGAUGGUUCAAAAACAUUGAAAACAAGAUGAAAACGAUCACAAAACAUCUGAAAGAAGCUCAAAAGAAUUGUGCUCAUACAAUUUCCUUGACUGACACAUCCGCCACCGGCUUUUUCAUAGGCCCUAAAACUGUGGCCAGAGUGGUUAAUGAUCAGCUCAAUAAGCUCUUAGGUAAACUAAAGACAGGCUCUGAUAAACCAAACUGCUUGGGGGUAAUCAGCAUGGACUUUCCCAGUCCAGACCUCAUCCAGAACAUCAUUGAGAUAAAUAGGCAACAAGGAAGAGGUUCAUCUGAACGCCUAGUAGAGCCUGAACCAGAGCCUGAACCAGAGCGUGAACCAGCAGAGCUUGAACCAGCAGAGCAUGAAGAACCUGAACCAUCAGAGACUGAACCAGCAGAGCCUGUAGAACCUGAACCAACACAACCUGAGCCAAUAGAAGAGCCUGAACCAGAACCGGAACCAGCAGAGCCUGAACCAGCAGAGCUUGACAAACCUGAACCAGCAGAGCCUGAGCCAGGAGAGCCUGAGCCAGUAGAAGAGCCUGAAACAGCAGAGCCUGAACCAGUAGAAGAACCUGAACCAGCAGAGCCUGAACCAGCAGAGCCUGUACUUGCAGAACCUGAACCAGCAGAGCCUGAGCCAGUAGAGCCUGAGCCUGAACCUGCAGAGCUUGGACCAGCAGAGCCUGAACCAGCAGAGCCUGAACUCGCAGAACCUGAACCAGUAGAGCCUGAACCAGCAGAGCCUGAGCCAGUAGAGCCUGAGCCCGCAGAGCCUGAACCUGCAGAGCUUGGACCAGCAGAGCCUGAACCUGCAGAGCUUGGAGAAUCUGAACAAAGAGAGCCUGAACCAGCAGAGCCUGAACCAGCAGAGCCUGAAGAACCUGAACCAGCAGAGCUUGAGCCAGGAGAAGAGCCUGUACCAGUAGAUUCUGAACCUUUAGGGGAGCCUGAACAAGCAGAGCCUGAGCCAGUAGGGCCUGAACCAGCAGAGCCUGAACUCGCAGAACCUGAAGAACCUGAACCAGCAGAGCUUGAGCCAGGAGAAGAGCAUGAACCAGCAGAGCCUGUACCAGUAGAGUCUGAACCUUUAGGGGAGCCUGAACCAGUAGAGCCUGAACCAGCAGAGUCUGUACCAGUAGAUUCUGAACCUUUAGGGGAGACUGAACCAGUAGCGCCUGUACCAGCAGAGCUUGAGCCAGUAGAGCCUGAACCUGCAGAGCUUGAACCAGCAGAGCCUGAACCAGCAGAGCAUGAAGAACCUGAACCAGGAGAACCUGAACCAGCAGAGCCUGAACCAGCAGAGCCUGAGCCAGUAGAAGAGCAUGAACCAGCAGAGCCUGUACCAGUAGAUUCGGAACCUUCAGGGGAGCCUGAACCAGUAGAGCCUGAACCAGCAGAGCCUGAGCCAGUAGAGCCUGAACCUGCAGAGCCUGAGCCUGCAGAGCCUGAACCUGUAGAGCUUGGACCAGCAGAGCCUGAACCAGGAGAGCCUGAACCAGGAGAACCUGAACCAGCAGAGCCUGAACCAGCAGAGCCUGAGCCAGUAGAAGAACAUGAACCAGCAGAGCCUGUACCAGUAGAUUCGGAACCUUCAGGGGAGCCUGAACCAGUAGAGCCUGAGCCAGUAGAGCCUGAACCAGUAGAGCCUGAGCCAGUAGAGCCUGAACCAGCAGAGCCUGAGCCUGCAGAGCCUGAACCUGUUGAGCUUGGACCAGCAGAGCCUGAACCAGGAGAGCCUGAACCAGGAGAGCCUGAGCCACCAGAGCCUGAACCUUCAGAGCUUGGACUAGCAGAACCACAACCAGCAGAGCAUGAAGAACCUGAACCAGCAGAGCCUGAACCCGCAGAACCUGAACCCGCAGAACCUGAACCAGUACAGCCUGAACCGGCAGAGCCUGAUCCAGUAGCACCUGAACCAAUAGAGCAUGGGGAGCCUGAACCUCCACGGGAGCCUGAACAACCUAAGAAAAAACCUAGGAAGAAGAAGAAAUGUCAUAAGAAACAUAAGAAUUAACAUAAAAUUCAGUUAUUGUCCAAUGAAACUCAGACCUGUGCCCAAACCCCCCAAAAAUAUAUACAAAUGUAAAAUCUUCCAAACAUGUAUUUGUCCAGACUUCCAUUGUGUUCUGAGGCCAUGGUAAGAGGCAGCUAAAUAGACUGUAGUUGAUGUGUUGUGAGAUGAGAGUUCCACUCUUCUAAUACAGUUUGAAACAAUAUACAGCAGAGGUGUCAAACUCAUUCCACAGAGGGCCUAGAGUCUGCAGGUUAGACAACCAGUGGAGGGGAGUUCCUUACUAAUUAUUGACCUUAUUUUAUCAAUUAAGUACAAGGGAGGAGCAAAAACCCGCAGACAGUCGGCCGUCCGUGGAACGAGUUUGACACGUGAUACAGUAUAUCUGGUUCUUCUUUAUGUACAUUACAAUUACGGUUGGCUCUCUUCUUCAAUAUUACAUGUACAUUUCACCUUAAUAACAUUUGAA
This is a messenger RNA of Oncorhynchus mykiss (rainbow trout), 3091 nucleotides long. RefSeq lists its product as uncharacterized. NCBI's taxonomy places the organism in Eukaryota, Metazoa, Chordata, Actinopteri, Salmoniformes, Salmonidae. Gene Ontology annotation, biological process: lipid metabolic process. The record is from RefSeq and is a predicted model, not a curated record. Gene Ontology annotation, molecular function: phosphoric diester hydrolase activity.